Messenger RNA from Meriones unguiculatus (Mongolian gerbil), 4401 nucleotides. It is a transcript of the gene Gpr65, whose product is annotated as G protein-coupled receptor 65. Gene Ontology annotation, biological process: G protein-coupled receptor signaling pathway. The transcript is spliced from 2 exons. Gene Ontology annotation, molecular function: G protein-coupled receptor activity. Gene Ontology annotation, cellular component: membrane. Bases 495 to 1508 code for a protein of 337 amino acids. Lineage: Eukaryota; Metazoa; Chordata; Mammalia; Rodentia; Muridae. The record is from RefSeq and is a predicted model, not a curated record.
ACUGGUUUCUCUUCUUGAUACAAGCAGAUUUGCCAGCCUCCUCAAUCAAGAGAAGCAUCACUCCAGAAACAGGGAAACAAGACACUUUCAAAGAACACCAAACGGUAUGAGAAUAAAGCCUGUGUGCUCAUAUUUGCACCCAUCUCCAAUCUCCUGUAAGAUUCUAAAGCACAAAUUGAGAGGGCAUAACCUUUCAAGAAAGCUAAACACCCCAUGCUAUUGAACACAAAGACUUCUGGUGGCUUAAUUCCAUUAAUCGCUUUAAAUCACCCUCAGGAGCCUGGAUCCUGACUUCUAGUAGCGAUAGUGUGUGUAAAAAUUGACCGAUAACCACUCUCUACAUGCAUUGAGUUCACUAGAACUUCAAAAAUCAAGGAAAACCUACAAGAAAAAAAAAAAAACUAGUGAAGAGAAUUUAACAUUGGAAACUUACACAGCAAGGCUUCCUUUCCCUGUUUACGGCCUAAGAAGUGAUGUAAUUGCCACCAUAAAAAAUGACGAUGAACAGCACGUGUGUUGAAGAACAGCAUGACCUGGACCACUAUCUGUUCCCAGUGGUCUACAUAUUUGUGUUUAUAGUCAGCGUUCCAGCCAACCUUGGAUCCUUAUGUGUGUCCUUUCUGCAAGCAAAGAAGGAAAAUGAACUAGGAAUUUACCUCUUCAGCUUGUCACUGUCGGAUCUGCUGUAUGCAUUGACUCUACCUCUGUGGAUCAAUUACACUUGGAAUAAAGACAACUGGACUUUCUCCCCCGCCUUGUGCAAAGGAAGUGUUUUCUUCACGUACAUGAACUUCUACAGUAGCACAGCAUUUCUCACGUGCAUCGCCCUGGACCGCUAUUUAGCAGUUGUCUACCCUCUAAAGUUUUCUUUCCUGAGAACGAGAAGAUUUGCAUUCACCACUAGCCUCGCUAUCUGGAUAUUGGAAUCCAUCUUCAACUCUAUCCUCCUGUGGAAAGAUGAAACAAGUGUUGAGUACUGUGAUGCAGAGAAGUCUAACUUCACUCUCUGCUAUGACAAAUACCCCUUGGAGAUCUGGCAGAUCAACCUCAACCUGUUUAGGACAUGCAUGGGCUAUGCAAUACCCUUGAUCACCAUCAUGAUAUGUAACCAUAAAGUCUACCGAGCUGUGCAACACAACCAAGCCACGGAGGACGGCGAAAAGAGAAGAAUCAUAAAGUUGCUUGCUGGCAUCACGUUGACGUUCGUCCUAUGCUUCACCCCCUUCCACGUGAUGGUGCUCAUCCGCUGCAUCUUAGAGCGGAACAUGAACUUCAGCGACAAAUCUGGAAAGCAGACCUUUACAGUGUACAGAAUCACAGUAGCACUGACGAGUCUGAACUGUGUCGCUGAUCCAAUUCUGUACUGUUUCGUGACUGAAACGGGGAGGGCUGAUAUGUGGAACAUAUUAAAAUUGUGUGCUAGGAAACCCCAUAGAUCACGAGGACAAAAAAGAGACAUACUUUCUGUGUCCACGAGAGAUACUGUAGAAUUAGACAUUAUAGAAUAAAGGGCGGAGGCAGGUUAAGUUGCAUGGUAUUAUAUAAUAAAAAUUAUAUUUUGGAAAGAAAAUCUGGGAGACCAGGUGUUCUGAAUGAAUAGUCUACCCCAAUGGAACAUCGCAAAGGUACAUUGUACGACUUCUAUGUUGUCUUUUAUUAAAUAAGGUAUGAAGCUGUAUUGUUUUGUACAUAUCCUAAUGAGUUGGUACCAUCCUUAUUAGUCAUAAUAUCCUUUGUCUCUGUGCCAUAACCCCUAAGAGACAGGUAGGACUGCUAGUCUUUAAAUCAGUGGCCAUUCUGUCUAAUUGUUACCGUUCCGUCGUCGUUGUUCUACCUUUGGGUUUUCAGUCUGUCAACGCCACUUCUCUUAUCUCUACGAGCCUGUCUCCAACAAAUGGAACCACUAACUGCUUCUAGUUGUGUUCAUUAACAAAUGGGGAAGCCACCCCAUGUACUGGGAUUUCCCAUUAAGCACUUACUGGGGUUGUGAAAGAAAUGGUCUCCUGAACUUCCAUGAAGUUUACAUCCAUUUAAAUCCAUUAGUCACUGAGUCACAUAAGGGAAAAGUUAAUGAACUCUAUAUUUUGAUCUUGAUUUCCUUAAAUUUAUAGCUGAAUAUAUGGUAAUUGAAACUAAUGGGAGUUUCCAUCCAGACAAAUAGAUAUUUAUUGGAAAUCUUACACUCACAGGCUUCCUCUUUGACUUAGGAUGUAUAAAGAACCUUGACCUAAUACAUUCUUUCGAAUCUUCAUUGUGGAAUUUAUCCUGCCUAGUUUUAGGGAGGCACUGGAUAGGCAUUUCUUUUAACCAAAGAAAGUUGGAAGGUUCUUCUACCUCCUCUUUCCCCUUUACACCUUCUCUAUCUCCCAUUUCCCAUAUAUUCUUUCUCCUCGUACAAAAAUGAUCAGCUAGCAAGUGUCUUGAUACCACUUUGGUCCUAUUCAUUGUGAAACAAAAGCUUGAUAAUCACAAGGACUGAUAUGUGUGACCCAGGAUCUGUGCACAUAUGGCAGUACUUUUCCAUUGGUCCUCCGUGAUGAAGUGUGUACACAGUAGAAGGCUACCUUGCCUUGGUGCCGUAUAUCCAUGCACUGUCCACUGCCUUUUUCUGCUCAAAAUGCAAUGAUUUCCCCAAAGCUCUCUUUCUACAAAAAUGCAGAAAUAGUGACAGCCCCUGAUCUUACUGUUUAUUUAUUUUUAAUCUUGUGUAUGUGUGGACGUUUUACCUGCAGGUGUGUCUGUGCUCUAUGAUUGCAUCUGCUUCUGACAAACAGACAAGAGAACAAUGUGCACUGUCUGUUUAAGGAUAGUUGUUGCACCUAUCCUUGUCAGGACUGUGGACAGCUACUCAAGAAGCAGCAUGCCUUCAGAGAGCUGGUUAGAGCAAGGAGAGCCAGUUGGAACUGGCUCCAGGACAUAGGUAUGUGGGAAAUUCUCAAUAGUGCUGGCUCCUGGGCAUUCCCCACCACGAGGUGACACAUUGAAGGCAUUGGCAUACAGCUAGAUAGACAUUUUAAUUUAUUUGCAUGGGAUUUUUGUUUUAUUUUCUUACUCAGAAUGAUUUUUUUAUACAAUGUACACUUUUGGAAAGCUACAGGAAAGACUACAUGAAGACCGGGUUUCUUUGUUUUGUUUUUGUUUCUUGUUCUUUGUUUGUUUACCUCUACCUUCCAAGCCUUACUUAAGGAAUCUAUGGAUUAAAAAUAUAAAAAUUAACUCUUUGUUCUGUCUAAAUUAUAUAACAUUAUCUUCCUGAGAACCUCUGUAACAAAUCUUUUUGUAACAAAUUUGUUACAAAUCUUUUGUAACAAAUACAAAAUGAUCUAUUUCUAUUCCUUCUCUCUGAUGCUAAGCUAACAGUCUUCCAAGGACAACUGGUGUUUAUUCUAGAGUAAUGAUUGAAUAAGUCACUGCUUACCAGUUACCUCUGCUGAUUUUGUUAAGGUGAUUUAUUUAUUUUUAGUGGGGUGAGUUUUGAUUUCAAAAUAGAAUCUAUGAUACAGAGCACAUAAGGCAUCUCUUUAUCUUUAUAAUCUUUACCAUCCUGGGUGCUUCUUUUUGCCCAACCUCAUACUCAUCAUUCUCUUAUCCAGGCAUGGGGCUCUGUUCUCUCCUAGUUAAACCCAUCCCAGUUGCUAUGGUAACAGUUGCUACUGUAGCACUGCUGACCCAAGAAGGCUUUGUGAUAAGUGAUCAUACACUUGUCUGUGUUGCAAACCCAUUAUGAAAUCAAAAGAAUUCUUGAAACAGAGACAGGAAUACAAAUGCAUAGACACAACAAACAGAAAGAAAAACAUUUCUAUAACCUUUUAGCAUGAGCUUCUGCUGUUUUGUAUUAUGUCUAAUAUCAACUAACAAAACAUGUCAUCUCUUUAACCUUUGAAGUAAUGCACCAUUUUGGUUUGUUGGUUUUAUUGUUUACUAAUCAGUGGCAGAAAGAAACAAUUCAAAUAUUUUCCUUUCUUCUUUCUUCUUUUUGUAUUUCUCCCUGAAAGUGUCUGUUAAGGGUUUGUUGCUUGUUUGUUUUCUUUCCUUCCAUAUUUUAUUUUCUAUUCAACAUUGUAAAUAAAAUAAAUACAAUGUAUAUGUUAGGAUGUUUUCAGACACAGAAUUUUUUUCUUCCUCAAGAUACAAGAUUUUAUUUUGUGACCUGUCCAUUUACCAAAUUUAUUUUAUUUAUUAUUCUCUUGCAUAAUACAUCCUGACCAUAGCCUCUCCUCCCUUCACUCCUCCCAGUUCCCCCAUCCCCUCUCUCCUAGACUGGGGUGUUGUUUUAAGAAACUGACUAUCUCUACUUUUCCUUUGUUCUAUUCUAAAAUUUAGUCCUAAGAAAGGACUAAAUUUAUUUAUACCCCCUAGGUAAAAACCUCUGGAGGGAGUUAGUGUUUUAUGCAUUAAAAA